CAUACAGUAGAGCUGAAUGAUCGUUCAUACGCUCAUCUGACGAGAACCAUCACAGCGACGUCUCGUGAACCCUAACCAUAUGCAAGCAUUGGGUUCUUUCUAUAUAACAUGGACCGAACCAUGGACAUCCGGCACACACUUACUUUCAGAUUGUUACGCUCCAUGAGAUUUUCUUGGUCGAAUGCAUUGUUAGCGACGACGUCCCUCCAGGACGCCUUUGCGCGAUGCCCCGAUUAUACCACGUAUGCACAGAGCUCGCAGGGAAACCCAUCUAUCGGUCCUUUGGCUUUACCGUACAUGCGCCCUGAUCCAGCCUGUCGCACGUUCAACAGUACCGCUGUCGAGAAAGUCAUUGAAGAUAUGAAAUCGCGUUUGAAAGAUCCUGAUCUCGCGAGACUGUUCGAAAACACUUUCCCUAACACUUUAGACACGACAGUUAGGUAUUACAAUGGAACAGAGAAUUUGGCUUUCAUCAUAACUGGGGAUAUAACGGCUCAGUGGCUACGUGAUACCACUAACCAGUUUGCUCAUUAUGGAUCCUUGCUUUCUAUCGACCCUGAUCUGGCCGCUCUCGUCAAGGCUGUCAUCAACAACGAGGCGCGAUACGUCGCCGAAUAUCCAUAUUGUGGCGCAUUUCAGCCGCCCCCAGAAAGUGGCCUUGCCCCUUCUCAUAACGACUAUGCGGACGGUGUCACUGUAAAUCCACCUGUGAACAAUCAGACAGUUUUCGAAUGCAAGUAUGAGAUCGACUCCUUAUGCGGAUUCUUGAAGCUUUCCAGGAUCUUUUAUAAUGCUACGAAGGAUGAGUCAUUUAUGAAUGACAACUGGUUUUAUGCUGUCGACCAGAUCUUUCGUGUUAUUAACGAGCAGUCUCAGCCGACAUUCGAUAAGGACUUUAAUUUCAUCUCAUACUACAACUGGACCGGCGGAAACGGGGCGCUAUCUCCUAGCGUUCCCAAUGGCGGUAACGGUGAACCAAAGGCGUAUACAGGUAUGGUUGGCACCCAUCAUCGUCCUUCAGAUGACCUCAGCGUAUUUGCAUUUCUUACGCCAGCGAAUGCUAUGCUCAGCGUGGAGUUAGAUCACCUCGCUACUAUACUGGAUACUACCGGCCAAGGACAGAACAUAAGUGCAUUGGCUAAAGAAUGGAGCUCGCGUAUCCGUGACUCGGUCUGGGAAAAUACUGUUGUUGACAGUGUUUUUGCGUACGAAACGAACGGUUUAGGUGCUCGGUACGUGAUGGACGACGCGAAUGUACCCUCCUUGCUAUCUCUUCCGUAUCUCGGAUUCUUGCAAAAAGAUGAUCCGAUGUACGUAGCUACUCGGCAGCUUCUGCUUUCAUCGAAGAAUCCAUACUAUGCUGCGGGGAGGACGUUUAAUGGCAUUGGCGGACCACAUGUUGAUGCGUGGCACCCAUGGCCAAUGUCCCAGAUAUCUGCAAUAUUUGGUACGGAUAAUGAUGAGGAAAUACUUGAAUCCUUAUACGUAAUCGCUAAUAACACGAAUGGACUUGGUUUGAUCCAUGAAUCCCAGUCAAUAUACAACUCUUCAGACUAUACGCGACCUUGGUUCGCAUGGGCAAACAGCUACUUCGCAGAGAUGCUCUUGGAUCUGGCGGAUCGAAAGCCUGGCUUGAUUUUCUCCAAGGAUGUAAGUUACAAGCCAGGCCAAUGAAUUCCACCACCUAGGAACAACAUGCUUAUAUCAAUAAUUCAUGAAAUUUUGAUCCUUAUGUAGCUGUUGAACGUGCAAAAUACUUGUCUUUGUACUGGCUGUGUCAAAUGUAAAUCAAACCACAAAAUGCC
This is a messenger RNA of Guyanagaster necrorhizus, 1805 nucleotides long. RefSeq lists its product as uncharacterized. The transcript is spliced from 21 exons. Gene Ontology annotation, biological process: carbohydrate metabolic process. Lineage: Eukaryota; Fungi; Basidiomycota; Agaricomycetes; Agaricales; Physalacriaceae. The coding region runs from base 109 to 1674 and encodes 521 amino acids. The record is from RefSeq and is a predicted model, not a curated record.